Trichosporon asahii var. asahii CBS 2479 is the source of this 1971-nucleotide messenger RNA. RefSeq lists its product as uncharacterized. Lineage: Eukaryota; Fungi; Basidiomycota; Tremellomycetes; Trichosporonales; Trichosporonaceae. The coding region runs from base 1 to 1971 and encodes 656 amino acids. The record is from RefSeq and is a predicted model, not a curated record. The transcript is spliced from 3 exons.
AUGGCUCUUGCGCUGGACCUGACGCCACAGCCACUGAGCACGGGCGCGUCGAGCAGCAGGUCUAGGACCGCCGACGCGAGUGUCCAAGCUCAUCUUCUCCCUGCCCUUCCCUCGGCACCGCACGUUCCUUUGCCAUCGCUCUCAUCACCACUCCCAACCCCGUCUUCCUUGGCCUCUCCCUCGACCCCCUUCCCCUCCGGCUCAGCCCCCUCCGCCGUCUCGGCACCCCUUGCUGCAGCCUCACGCCCCUGUCCAUCACAGCCCACCACCUCGCGCUCAGAGCCGUCGCUUCCAACACCGCCGGCGUCCGCUACUAAUAGUUGGCCCUCGACUCCACCACCUUCCUCGGCCCACCUGACGCCUGGCCUGCUCCUCUGUCCUCCCGUUGACUUGACGCGGUGCUCUUCGUUCUCGUCGUUCGCCACCGACGACUCGGACGCCAUGGACAUGAGCGACUUUGACAUCCGGGAGCUCUGCGGCGGUGAUUGGCAGCGGUAUCCUCCUCUCAAGGCGACCGAACCGCCAGCGCAGGCUCCGUCCCCUGUACCUUCCUCGUUCGACACUCAUGAAUCCUACAGCUCACGAGCCUCGCUCGACGAAGACUCCCUGCCUGAGCAUCCCUAUGUGGACGGAUUUAGUACCUACAUCCACCCCAGCUUACGGAAACAAUCCAAGCACACCAAGUCGUCGAGCGGCGGCGCAUAUCCUGAACGCACCUCAUCGCGCCGGCCCUCCCACAUACGCCGAAGCAGAUCCGCGUCCAACUUUGCGUCCAUGUUCCAGUCGGACGAAGCACCCCCUCCUGUUCCUCCUCUUCCCAUUCACUCUCCCACCAUCACCACUCAGCGAUCACCCAUUGUUCCAGCUCUCAUGAUGAGGGGACCGUACCCGGUCACGAAUCCUGACAAAGCACUGCCGACAGAUGACUGUGCCGUCUCGCCUCCGCCACUGCCUCCCAAGACACCCGACCUUCCGAAGAGUUCGUCGGCAGAGCUGGUCAGCAUUAACGAAGCGGCAGCCAUGGCGGUUAGGAGACGCACACGCUCAGGACCCCAGCCCAUGCCGUUGUUCACCUCAUACCAUGGCAACCUGAGCCGAAGCGUUGACACGCCACCGCGGCUGCACACGACGAACAAACUGUACGCCUCGCCGCGUCAGCCUCAUCGUCGUGCGCACUCUGUCCAGCACUCCAUCAGGGACUCAAAGUUGAUUCCAGACUUUACGCUCCCCAGCCGAUCGUCGUCACGCCAGUCACUCAAAGAGAGCAUCAGCGGCCCUGCUCCUGUCUUACCUGACAAGCUGAUGCCUUCGUCCUACAACACCCCGUACCCGACCAGGUCCGCGCCCUCUCCGCCCCAGCAACCGGUCCGGCGACCGAUAGGCUCUCAUCGACCCGCCCCGCCGCCCCCGGAUCUGUCCGCGGUGUUCUCGAGCCAGCGCCCGCUCCCGCCUCUGCCUGAUGUUCCAGCGUCGCCAGUCGCGGCCGUCUCGCCAGUCUCACCCUUACCGCGGAGCAUAACGCUACCCGUGAUCUUGACUCCGCCGACAGUGAAGCCGGUGCCGGUGAAGCGGCGCAUCUCCAUCCUGAAGAACCCGCUGAAGGUCGACGCCUCCGAGCCGACAUCACCAGGCUCGCUUGCAAAGCAGCAAGCCCAGGCAUGGCGCAAGGCAGUGCACGACGAGGCGAUCGCGGCGCUCCGCCCGCCGAUGGUACCGGCACUUGAGCGCUCGUUGUCGAUCUCGUCGGCCUCGGUCUCGUCUCCGACUAAGAGUCUGGCCGAGCUUGCGGCAGACUGGGACGCGGCGAUGACUGAGUCGCCGAAACGCAACGUUUCGAGCACGUUCUCGAGCGACACGCCGCUCACGCCCGAUCUCGAGCUCGAGAAGAACCCCUUCGAUACAGCUGCCGCCAAGAUCGUUGUGACCGAGAGCUCGCCGCGGUCGGUCGGCAGCUAUGGAGUGCCCUUCUGA